Molecule: messenger RNA, 1575 nt
Organism: Tilletiopsis washingtonensis
Lineage: Eukaryota; Fungi; Basidiomycota; Exobasidiomycetes; Entylomatales
Product: DUF1212-domain-containing protein
Exons: 4
Coding region: 1-1575 (524 amino acids)
Biological process (GO): transmembrane transport
Molecular function (GO): transmembrane transporter activity
Source: RefSeq, a predicted model, not a curated record
AUGGCGUGGACGCUGGGCGAGGACGAGACGGAGCUGGAUCCCGACGACCCGCGCCUCACGGGCAAGAUCCGCAAGAGCAUGCAGCUCAAGCGCGAGGCGCAGUACACGCACCGCCGCUCCAGCUGCACCACGACGAUCACGGCCAACACGGCGCACGUCAUGCAUCGCCAGAAGUUCAUCCUCAAGCUCGCCAAGGCACUGAUGCUCUUUGGCGCGCCGUCGCACCGCAUCGAGUCGCAGCUCAACGCCACGGCAAACGUGCUCGAGGUCGACGCGCAGUUCAUCCACUUUCCCGGACUCGUCAUUGCCUCGUUUGGCGACGUCGACAAGCACACGUCCGAGACGCACUUUGUCAAGAGCAAGUCGGACCUGGCCCUCGGCCCGCUGCACGACGUGCACAUCGUCUACCGCCGCGUCGUGCACGACGAGAUUGGCGUCGAGGAGGGCACCGAGGAGCUGAACCGCCUGCUGCGCGCCGAGGCGUGCUGGAGCGAGUGGAGCCGCAUCGGCUUUGCCGCCAUCCGCUGCUGGCUCAUGGCGCCCAUGUCCUUUGGCGGCAGCUUCAUCGACGCCUUUGUCGCCGCCGCCUUUGGCGCCAUGCUGACAUUCCUGCAGCUGCGCGUCACGCGCAAGAACGCCAUGUACUCCAACGUGUUUGAGAUCUCGACGGCCAUCAUGAUCUCGUUUGUGGCGCGCGGCCUCAGCACGACGGGCCUGUUCUGCUACCAGUCGAUUGCGUCGUCGGGCCUGAUCCUCGUGCUGCCCGGCUACAUCAUUUUGUGCGGCUCGCUGGAGCUCGCGUCGAAGAACAUGAUCGCCGGCUCGGUGCGCAUGGUCUACGCCAUCAUCUACUCGCUGUUCCUCGGCUUUGGCAUUGCCAUCGGGUCCGACGUGUGGUUCCUGCUGGAUCCGGCGUCGCGGCAGUCGAUGUACGUGCCGCUCGAGUCCUCCACCAAGGUCGACGGCAGCUUCAUCCUCGCCAACCAGACGCUGCCGCUGUGGACGGGCAGCUUCACCUUCACCAACGGCACGAGCAACGCGCUCAACGCCGGCACGAUCAACUGCGAGCGCCUGCCCGAGUGGCCGUGGUACCGGCAGCCCGUGUCGCCGUGGUUCAACUUCCUCUUUGUGCCGACGUUCUCGCUGCUCUCCUGCUUCAACCUGCUGCAGCCGAUGCGCAGCUGGGACCUGCCCGUCAUGGUCUUCAUCGCCUGUGCCGGCUGGACGGCCAACAUGGCGGCGAACCACUUCGUCUUCAACCGCUCCGACGUCGUCAGUGCCAUCGGCUCGUUUGUCAUCGGCAUCCUCGGCAACGUCUACUCGCGCGUCUUCCGCGGCACCGCCUUCACCGCGACGGCCGUCGCCGUGCUCUUCCUCGUGCCCUCGGGCAUGGCCAUGGCCGGCGGUCUGGCCAUGACGUACAAGGGCUCCGACGGCGACCUGUACUCCAACGGCCUGAGCUUUGCGCUGCGCAUGGUGCAGGUCGCCAUCGGCAUCACUGUCGGGCUCUUCAUGUCCGCGCUCGUCGUCUACUCCGUCGGCCGCAAGAAGGGCGGAGCGCUCUUUGCCUUCUGA